AUGCUUGUUGCAAACUCCGCCCUCAUAAAUGACAUCUCCUCUAGUAGGUCUCGAAUCACCGCCAGCUGGAAGCUUUUUAAUCUCUUGAUUUCACUGAUGAUCUAUCAGGAGAAGAAUACAAGAUGGAUUCCAUGCGGGCCCUAUGCGUUCAUCAUUUGCCUGUAUUAA
Molecule: messenger RNA, 168 nt
Organism: Plenodomus lingam JN3
Lineage: Eukaryota; Fungi; Ascomycota; Dothideomycetes; Pleosporales; Leptosphaeriaceae
Source: RefSeq, a predicted model, not a curated record